AUGAAGGCCGCCCUCCUCCUCUCCGCCCUCGCCUCUGCCGCCGUUGGCGUUGUCGCCGAGGACCUCAAGAUUGACGUUACUCUUCCUGUCGUCUGCGACCGCAAGACACAGAAGGGUGACAAGGUCCAGAUGCACUACCGUGGCACCCUUAAGGACUCGGGGAAACAAUUCGACGCCAGCUACGACCGUGGCACUCCUCUUGAAUUCCGCGUUGGCUCUGGUCAGGUCAUCAGGGGAUGGGACGAGGGUCUACUCGACAUGUGUAUUGGCGAGAAGCGACUUUUGACUAUUCCGCCUGAGUACGGCUACGGCCAGCGAGCCAUUGGCCCUAUUCCUGCCGGUUCUACCCUAGUUUUCGAGACAGAGCUCGUUGGAAUUGAAGGUGUCCCCAAGCCCGAGAAGAUCGAGACAAAGGUUGUUGAGGGUGCCGAGACUGCCGCCGAGGCUAUCAGUGAGGCUGUUGAGUCUGCCGCAUCUGCCACCAAGAAUGUUGCUGGCAAGGUUGCUCAGGCUGUCGUUGAUGCUGCUGGUGCCGCCAAGACCAUCAUUGCAGACACUGAUGACGCUCCUGAGCACGAGGAGCUGUAA
Fusarium subglutinans is the source of this 588-nucleotide messenger RNA. RefSeq names its product fkbp-type peptidyl-prolyl cis-trans isomerase. The coding region runs from base 1 to 588 and encodes 195 amino acids. The record is from RefSeq and is a predicted model, not a curated record. Gene Ontology annotation, biological process: protein peptidyl-prolyl isomerization. Gene Ontology annotation, molecular function: peptidyl-prolyl cis-trans isomerase activity. The transcript is spliced from 5 exons. Lineage: Eukaryota; Fungi; Ascomycota; Sordariomycetes; Hypocreales; Nectriaceae.